This is a messenger RNA of Aspergillus alliaceus, 6941 nucleotides long. RefSeq names its product ATP-dependent RNA helicase BRR2. Gene Ontology annotation, molecular function: ATP binding; ATP hydrolysis activity; nucleic acid binding. The record is from RefSeq and is a predicted model, not a curated record. Gene Ontology annotation, cellular component: nucleus. The transcript has 2 exons. Lineage: Eukaryota; Fungi; Ascomycota; Eurotiomycetes; Eurotiales; Aspergillaceae. Bases 185 to 6820 code for a protein of 2211 amino acids.
UCCCCAAACAUCCCAACGCAUCUAGCGACCCUGCACCAACAAGGAAGCUUGUUUGCUGCAGGAGGAUGCCCCAGGAGUGUCGACGCGCCGCUUGAUCGUGAGCUCCACCGAGCCCAGACGAUUUCUUCUAGUCGCAUCCCUCUCCUAUUUAUUGCAUAGUUAAUCGCAUAUUAAUUCCAUCAAAAUGGCGGACCAAAAUAUCUCGCAGUACAAGUACUCGGCGAUGUCCAACCUGGUUCUCCAGGCGGACCGUCGUUUCAUUUCUCGCGUCAACGAUGAACCUACCGGAGACCCGGAAUCCCUCGCAGGUCGGAUUGGCAUUCGGGAGAUGGGCUCAAGGAUGGCGCGUGAUGAUGCGCCAAAGACGAAAAAGAAGACUGCCGGGCCGACAAUUAUCGAGCGAGGCGGAAUUCGAGAGGGCGAAGAUGUACUCGCCCGAGAACAGAGAAAGCGCCAGCGCGGCCAACCAGCACAAUUACGGGGCCAAGGUAUCCUUUCAGCGGCCGAUGCUGUUAUCGAAGGGCUGAAAUACCGUCCUCGGACACCUGCCACCCGAGCCACAUACGAUUUGAUCCUUACUAUGACCGCAAACCAUCUUGGCGAUGUCCCUCACGAAGUCGUACGGAGUGCCGCCGAUGCCGUUCUAGAGUACUUGAAGGAUGAGGAGAUGAAAGAUUUCGAUAAGAAAAAGGAAAUUGAUGAUUUGCUCGGCAGCUCUAUGAACCCCAAGGAGUUUAAUGAACUCGUAAACCUUGGCAAAAAAAUCACCGAUUAUGACGCACAGGAUGAUGAUGAAGAUAUGGAUGGUGGUCUCCAGGGUGAAGGUGAGGAGGAACUCGAUGAACGUCAGGGCGUUGCCGUUGUUUUCGACGAAGAAGACGAAGACGACGAGCGUAUGGGUACUGUCAACGAAGUGCGAGAUGAAGACGAGUCGUCAGACGAGGACGAAGCAGAUCAACAAGAGGCACCCGGGGUUGACGAGUCAACCACUGAAAAGGCAGUUGCCGAUGGACUUGAUACCGAGGAAAUGGUCAUAGAUGGUGGCAUGGAUCGCAGUGAGGACCGACGGGAUAAAUCACUAAAGGUUUCUGCUCGGGAAAUUGAUGCAUACUGGCUUCAACGUCAGGUUGGCAACGCAUACUCAGAUGCCCAUAUACAGCACGAGAAGGCUACCGAAGCACUGGAGAUCCUCAGUGGUACAGGCGAGGAUGGUGCGGAGAAGCCACUGCGAGAUGUGGAAAACGAUCUAAUGGAGCUCUUCGACUAUGACCAUCCCAAUCUUGUUGCUAAACUGGUAACGAACCGUGACAAGAUUGUUUGGGUUACUAGGUGGCGUAGGGUGGCUGAAGAUGCGGAUGCCCGCCACCUUGUUGAGAGUGAAAUGGUUGAAGCCGGACACCGCGCCAUUUUGGACGAGAUCCGGGGCAAGACAGCUCGUGACGAGGGGACAGGUCGGCCCGAGAAGAAGAUCAAACUUGACCUUAUGGAUGUUGACGUGCCAAAUGCACCUGCACCGGAGGAAAAGCCAGCAGAUGGCGGUUUGAUUAGAGGCCUUCAACCAAAGAGACUGAUUAACCUGGAAAACCUCAUCUUCCACCAGGGCAACCAUUUAAUGACAAACCCCAGUGUCAAACUGCCUCAAGGCUCGACCAAACGGACCUUUAAGGGAUACGAAGAGAUCCAUGUACCACCCCCGAAAGCGAAGAGAGAUCCCGGAGAGAAGAACAUUCCAACCACAGAACUGCCCGAAUGGGCACGAAUUGGUUUUGGAAGCUCUAAAGAGCUUAACCGUAUCCAGACCAAGUGUUACCCUUCGGCCUUCCACGAUGAUGGUAACAUGCUUGUCUGUGCGCCUACAGGAUCCGGAAAGACAAAUGUUGCCAUGCUCACUGUCCUUCGAGAAAUUGGGAAGAAUCGUAAUCCUGAAACGGGCGAGAUAAUGCUCGACGAUUUCAAGAUUGUGUUCAUAUCGCCCUUGAAAGCGUUGGUUCAGGAGCAAGUUGGAAACCUUGGCAAACGACUGGAACCUUACGGCAUCAGAGUGGCCGAACUCACUGGUGAUCGCCAGCUUACAAAGCAGCAGAUUGCUGAAACUCAGGUUAUUGUUACGACUCCAGAGAAGUUUGAUGUUGUUACGAGAAAGGCUUCGGAGACAAGCUAUAUCAAGCUUGUGCGACUUGUUAUCAUUGAUGAGAUUCAUCUUCUUCACGACGACCGAGGCCCUGUCAUUGAAAGCAUCGUCAGUCGGAUCAUUCGCAAGGGUGAGCAGACUGGUGAACCUGUGCGUAUUGUUGGUCUAAGUGCCACCCUUCCCAACUACCGUGACGUGGGAAGCUUCUUGCGAGUAGACCCCGUAAAAGACUUGUUCCAUUUCGAUGGCUCUUACAGACCUUGUCCCUUGAAGCAGGAGUUCAUUGGCGUCACAGAUAAGAAAGCUAUCAAGCAGUUGAAGACCAUGAACGAUAUCUGUUACAAUAAGGUUAUCGAGCAAGUCGGGCAGCGACGGAAUCAAAUGCUUAUUUUCGUUCACUCUCGGAAGGAGACAGCUAAAACUGCUAAGUAUAUCAGAGACAAGGCCUUGGAGAUGGAGACUAUUGGUCAAAUCUUACGAAGCGACGCUGCUAGUCGAGCUAUCCUGGCUGAAGAAGCUGAGUCCGUAGAUGAUGCGUCACUCAAAGAUCUCCUUCCCUACGGCUUUGGUAUUCACCAUGCUGGUCUGAGUCUUGCUGAUCGUGACUCAGUUCAGGCGCUCUUCGCGGAUGGCAGUAUCCAGGUUUUGGUUUGUACCGCGACUCUGGCCUGGGGUGUUAAUUUGCCUGCUCAUACCGUUAUUAUCAAAGGUACCCAGGUCUAUUCCCCAGAAAAGGGUAGCUGGGUUGAAUUGAGUCCUCAAGAUGUCCUGCAGAUGUUAGGAAGAGCUGGUCGACCGCAGUACGAUACCUUUGGUGAGGGUAUUAUCAUUACUUCUCAGACCGAAAUUCAGUAUUAUCUCUCCCUCAUGAACCAGCAACUGCCUAUCGAGAGUCAGCUUAUGAGCAAACUUGCUGAUAAUAUGAAUGCUGAGAUUGUUCUUGGAAAUAUCCGGAAUCGCGACGAGGGUGUUGACUGGUUGGGCUAUACCUACCUCUUCGUCCGUAUGCUCCGUUCUCCUGGGCUGUAUAGUGUCGGUGCCGAUUAUGAGAAUGAUGAUGCGUUGGAGCAGAAGCGCGUUGAUCUGGUCCACUCGGCAGCUGUGAUCUUAGAGCGCGCAGGUCUUGUCAAGUAUGAGAAGAAGACUGGGCGUCUUCAGUCUACAGAGUUAGGACGGGUUGCCUCGCAUUAUUACAUUGGUCAUAACUCCAUGUUGACCUAUUCCCAGCAUCUUCAGCCAUCGGUCACUACUAUCGAGCUCUUCCGAAUCUUCGCUCUGAGUGACGAGUUUAAGUAUAUCCCUGUCCGUCAAGAUGAGAAGCUUGAAUUGGCGAAGCUCUUGGGCCGUGUGCCUGUUCCUGUCAAGGAAGGUAUUGAUGAACCUCACUCGAAAAUCAACGUUCUGCUACAGGCGUAUAUCUCAAGACUCAAGCUCGAUGGUCUUGCUUUGAUGGCAGAUAUGGUUUAUGUCACUCAGUCCGCUGGUCGUCUUUUGCGUGCCCUAUUUGAGAUUGCGCUCAGGAAGGGAUGGUCAUCUGUUGCCAAGACCGCCCUCGAUCUCUGCAAGAUGGCUGAAAGGCGGAUGUGGCCCACCAUGACACCUCUUCGCCAGUUCCCAUCCUGCCCCAGAGAUAUCAUGCAGAAAGCGGAAAGAAUUGACGUGCCGUGGGCAAGCUAUCUUGACCUUGAUCCUCCACGCAUGGGUGAACUACUAGGUAUGCCGAAGGCCGGACGUGUUGUCUGCGAUCUAGUGUCCAAGUUCCCUCGUCUGGAGGUUCAGGCACAGGUUCAACCGGUGACACGGUCAAUGCUACGGGUUGAAUUGACAAUUACACCCAACUUUGUCUGGGACGAGAUGUUGCACGGAACCGCACAGGACUUCUGGAUUGUGGUUGAAGACUGUGAUGGUGAGGAAAUCCUUUUCCAUGACCAAUUUAUUCUUCGCAAAGACUAUGCGCAGUCCGAGAUGAAUGAGCAUCUUGUGGAGUUCACCGUCCCCAUCACUGAGCCAAUGCCCCCGAAUUACUUCAUCUCACUCAUUUCAGACCGUUGGAUGCAUUCGGAAACGAAGAUUGCUGUCUCGUUCCAGAAGUUAAUCCUUCCGGAGCGGUUCCCCCCACAUACUCCUCUGUUGGCCAUGCAAAGCGCUCCGAUCAAAGCGUUGAAGCGGGAUGAAUACCAGCAGUUAUACUCUGAGUGGCAAUACUUCAACAAGAUCCAAACACAGACCUUCAAGUCCCUUUUUGAUACGGAUGAUAAUGUCUUCAUCGGUGCCCCUACUGGAAGUGGAAAGACCGUAUGUGCAGAACUUGCGUUAUUGCGUCAUUGGGCCAAGGAAGAUAGCGGUCGCGCUGUCUACAUUGCGCCCUUCCAGGAACUGGUCGAUCAGCGACUUGCAGACUGGGAGAAGCGGUUGAGCAAGCUUUCCGGCGGCAAGGCUAUCAUUAAGCUCACUGGAGAGACUACGGCCGACCUGAAACUUUUGGAGCGGGCAGACCUGGUGCUCGCCACGCCAACUCAGUGGGACGUCCUCUCUAGGCAAUGGCAGAGGCGCAAGAAUGUACAGACCGUACAGCUCUUCAUUGCAGAUGAGCUCCACAUGCUUGGAGGCUAUGGCGGCUACGUUUAUGAGGUUGUGGUGUCCCGCAUGCAUUCUAUCGCCCUCCAACUUGAGAAUGGCAUGCGUAUCAUCGGUCUAAGUGUAUCGCUUGCCAACGCUCGGGAUAUCGGAGAAUGGAUCGGUGCCAGUAAACAUACGAUUUACAACUUCAGUCCUCAUGCCCGUCCUGUGCCUCUGGAGCUCCAUAUUCAAUCAUUUGGCAUCCCUCACUUUCCCUCUCUUAUGCUGGCCAUGGCAAGACCAGCAUAUCUUUCGAUCUUGCAGCUCUCACCGGACAAGCCCGCCAUCAUUUUCGUUCCUAACCGCAAGCAGACCCGCUCAACUGCCAUGGACCUGUUGACCGCUUGUGCCACCGAUGACGACGAAGAUCGAUUCCUGAACGCUGACAUUAAUGAAUUGACUCCGUUGCUUAAUCGGGUCCAGGAGCAAACCCUGGCUGAGUCGCUGUCUCACGGUAUCGGGUACUACCAUGAGGCACUGAGCCCUACGGACAAGCGGAUCGUGUCUCAUCUUUUCUCGAUCGGGGCUAUUCAAGUACUCCUGGCUUCUCGUGAUGUCUGCUGGGAACUCAAUCUCACUGCUCACCUGGUUAUCGUUAUGGGAACGCAAUUUUUCGAGGGCCGCGAGCAUCGGUAUAUUGACUAUCCCAUCAGCGAGAUUCUGCAAAUGUUCGGAAAGGCUUCUCGCCCCGGCGAAGACAAGAUUGGCCGGGGCGUGUUGAUGGUUCCUUCCGUCAAACGUGAAUACUACAAGAAGUUCCUCAACGAGGCACUCCCCGUGGAGAGCCACCUACAGGCUUACUUGCACGAUGCUUUCGUGACUGAAAUUAGCACUAGAGUCAUCGGCUCAACCCAGGAUGCCGUGGACUGGAUGACACACACCUACUUUUACCGCCGCCUUCUAGCUAACCCUAGUUUCUAUGGUCUUGCUGAUGUCAGCUACGAGGGUCUCAGCGCCUUCUUGUCGGAACUUGUAGAGAACACCCUGAAGGAACUUUCCGAAGCUAAGAUCAUCGAUUUGGACGAAGAAGAUGAUAGUGUCUCGCCUCUCAAUGCGGCCAUGAUUGCAGCAUACUACAACAUCUCUUUCAUCACCAUGCAGACAUUCCUCCUCUCUCUGUCAGCUCGUACCAAGCUCAAGGGUAUCUUGGAGAUUGUCACAUCAGCUACAGAGUUCGAGUCCAUCCAGAUGCGUCGCCACGAAGACCACAUUCUGCGCCGCGUGUACGACCGAGUGCCGGUUAAGAUGUCUCAGGCUGCGUAUGACUCGCCUCAUUUCAAGGCAUUUGUUCUGCUACAGGCACACUUUUCGCGCAUGCAGCUCCCAAUUGAUCUGGCCAAGGAUCAGGAAGUCAUCGUUAGCAAGACUCUCAACUUGCUUAGCGCCUGUGUGGACGUUCUCUCCUCGGAAGGCCAUUUGAAUGCAAUGAACGCCAUGGAGAUGUCGCAGAUGGUCGUCCAGGCCAUGUGGGAUCGGGAUAGUCCUCUCAAGCAGAUCCCUCAUUUCAGCCCCGAAAUCGUCAAGGUGGCCAACGAGUUCGGCAUCAAUGACAUUUUCGAGUUUAUGGAAGCCAUGGACCCCUCCGAGAACAAGGACUACGCCACUUUGGUCAAACGGUUGGGUCUGGACAACAAGCAGCUAGCCCAGGCAGCAGCAUUCACCAACGAUAAAUAUCCCAACAUUGAUGUUGACUUCCAAGUCGAAGAUCCGGACAAUAUUGCCGCUGGCGAGCCCUCAUAUCUCAAGAUCAAGAUUGAGCGGGAAGUUGAGGAAGACGAAGAACCCGAUAUGACGGUGCACGCGCCCUUCUACACCAGCAAAAAGAUGGAGAACUGGUGGUUGGUGGUGGGCGAUGAGAAGACCAAGAGCCUGCUUGCCAUCAAGCGAGUUACUGUUGGGCGGAAGUUGGAGUUGCGUCUCGAGUACAUCGUACCGACACCUGGCGAGCAUGAGCUGACAUUGUACUUGAUGAGCGACAGCUACGUGGGUGUUGACCAAGCGCCCACUUUCAGUGUCACGGCCGCUGAGGGUAUGGACGAGGAUGAAAGUGAAGAGGAGGAUGAGGAGUAAAGGAAAGAAUCCAAGAUUUAUUUAUUUUAUUUCAAUUUUUGUUUGAUGCUUCGGGUGGCCUCUGUAUGAUGUUAUUACCUUGGUCCACGUUUGUGUGUGUAAUUAUAUGCUGUAAUGUGGG